Wyeomyia smithii (pitcher-plant mosquito) is the source of this 35545-nucleotide messenger RNA. RefSeq lists its product as uncharacterized. The transcript has 2 exons. The record is from RefSeq and is a predicted model, not a curated record. The coding region runs from base 1030 to 6519 and encodes 1829 amino acids. Lineage: Eukaryota; Metazoa; Arthropoda; Insecta; Diptera; Culicidae.
UCAGUGUUGUGCGGGCAAUGAAACAGUUAACUUAUAUUAUGUAAAGUACGCGCUGGCCAGUCGAAGGCAAAUGCGAUAUUCGUCGGUGUGUGACCUAAUCAGCCAUCAUCGGGUUGCGGAUUGACUCCACUUCACACCUCGCGCAGUGUGGUGACCUUUCUCGCGGUUUGGCUGGCAUCCUUUGAAGAAAAAAAAUGGGAAAAUAGUGCUGUAUAGUACACACGGAGUGCAAACUCUCAGCCGUGGUUGAAAUUACUGUGUUGAAAGACGUCAAAUUUUUGGGAAGAAAAAUUUGACAGCCAGCUCUGACAGAUCGCGCAAGCGAGCGCAAAGGAAGAAAAGAAAAUGGAUUACGGGAGUGUUUGAAUGGAGAAAAAUUUAUAAUUUAGCUAUAUUUUUAUUAUAUGUAGUUUUCUGGUUUCUCUUGAAUGUUGUUCGUUUCAUUCCGUCACACAUACAGUGGAGUGUGCGUUUGCACAACAGUGUGAACGUAGCAUAUAACUGAAGAUCGCGACAAUGUAGUGGUAUGGGUGUGCCCAAUAGUGUCCGAAGCGGGCCGGUGUGCGUGUUCGUACCAGAAGGUUCUCCACAGUGCUGAGUGAGUGUACGUGCGCACGACGAGUAGUGUUUAUACGUGAAAGGCAAAAAAAUCGAAUAAGAUUUUGACAGCUCGCCGCUUUUGAUCAAAUAAAAAUAAAAAAGGCGAGUUUUAUUGAUUAUUUCCACGGCGGAGAUUAAAAUCGUGAGAAGAGUGAGAGCCAAGAAUUACGCGAGUAGUGAGUCUUGGCUGGGUCCCCCCAAGGAAUGCAAAAUGUCCAGUGUAAGUGAACGUGCAAGAAGCCAAAGCAAUUGUCUGACAAAAACGCAGCAAAUAGGCACCGAGAUAAAAUGGUCGAUAUAGUGUCUAGCCUAAAAGGGGGAUUGAAAUAUUUAUUUAUAUACACGGGUGAAAUUCCAUCAAUGGAAGAAUACGUUUUCGGAGUAGUGAAAUAAUUCGGUUGCGCGGUGGGGAGAGAUUAUGUGCUGGAUAUGAGUACAGACGUUAGCCUACAAUGGAGAUCACUCGGAUUCACUGGCACUUCCGAGUCUCGGUCGAGAUCUCCUUCUGCCCAAUCCCGUCCCCCGUUACCGAAGCUGGUUCCCAUUUCCCCGAAGAAGACUAAUGACGGAAAAUAUGUGUGUAAAAAAAAUAACAACAACAGUCUGAAGAAAAUUAACAGAAACCUUAACAAACCGAACGUUUCGCAAUCGGAAAUCGUUAUCGACGGCAGCAAGUUUAAUUUGAAACCGAUCAUCAAACUCAAAGCGGUUCCUUGGCCUCAAAACAAUUCCGAUAAGAAGCAGCGCAAACAGAACGAAGACAUCCGAAAAGACAAUAACAAGAAAAACUCGAAAAACGACGACAGUGCCGUACCGCCGAAUGGUGAUAAAAAACGUCGCCUAGCUGGAAAGAGACAGCUGUACAAUAUUGUUGCAGGGGAAAAUAAUGACGUCGAUGCAACAAAGUUAAUACUUCGGCGGCGCGACACGUCCCCCAGUUUGGAGCGUAGUGCAACGAGUUGUGCCACAGUUGCUACCAGCGGCAAAUCGCCCUCGCCGGCCGUUGCAGGGUCCACGGAAAGUGCACAAAUUGGCACGCCAACAGCAAUGUUGACCACCAAUGGCAUCGCAGAAAAGGAUGCUCCCAGGUUCAAGAAUGUCAAAGUGGAACCACACGAGAGCAGUAAAAUUCCGAAACGGAUCAUUAAGCAGGAGCCACGUGAGACCCCAUCGACCCCGAUUACCGCGCAGAUCAAAUGUGAGGAAACCCUCGAAACGCACCGAAAGUCCAAUCGGCGGAGACAAUUCACCGAUCGGAUUAUCGACACAAUGUGUAUACCGGAGUUCUAUUUCAAAGCCAGGUGUCGAAGUAAAACCAAAGCAAAAAAUGGCAAGAAAAAGAACCCGGUGGCUAUAGCGGCUGCAGCUGCCACUAGGGCAGGCAGUAGAAAUGCCCAAAACAAAAGCAAAACAAAUCCCACCGCCAACUCUGGCAAUAAUAGCGGCGUUGGCGCUAGCGCUGCUGCUGGUGGCGGUGGUGGAGGCAGUGGUAGCCGCAGCACCAGUGGCAGCAAAAAGGCAAAAGAAGCGAUUGCCCCCGAGGAGAGUACCGUUCCUCGAUUAAAUCCCAUUUUCCUCUUCGUUAAGCAGGAGGAUACCCGAAUCGUGGAGGUCCGCUGCGAAGAUUACGACCGGCGAAAUCGUAUACGAAUUACCAAAACAUCCAACGGACUUUGGAGGUCAUUUCCCCGCACGGAUCCCAACUCGUCGGUGGUGUUUUCUCUGCUGCCGAAGCCGGAUGCCGGAACGGAAUCGUCGGUGCAGUCGGACAAUGGCAUUCCAAAGGCAGAUCUACCAAAGUACAAAAAGCUACACAAGAAGAGAAAGAAGCACAGAAAAGAUGCGAAGCGAAGGGUCCUUUUGAAACGGAUCCGGCAACCGAGGGAUGAAGUGAGUUUGGAUGUGCAUAGCGUUGAUGAGAGCCAAUUGUCCGAACAAGAAGCUGAAGAAGAGGAGGAGGAAGAGGAGGACGAAGAGGAUGAUGUUAUUGAUAUAACGUUGUGUGAGGAUCAGGAUGAGAGUAGCGCUCGGGGUGACUCGAGCCGACCAGAUGUUAAUGUUGAAGAUAGUAGUAAUCAAAAUAAUUUAACCGUUGAUAGCAACAAUAUCAGUAGCAAUAGUGACUGUAAUACCAACAAUAGUAGCCUGAAUAUCGCCACUAGCCUAGAAGGAAUCAGUACCAAUAGUAUUAAUGCCACAAUUAACACAGAUAGCAAUAAGGACGAGGACGGCAGCGACAACGAUGUAGAAUUGAUUCCACCGGAGGAGCCCCAGGAAAUCAUUCGCCGUGGACCGACGGUGGGCAGCAACGGCAGCAGCAGUAACUGGACGGAGGAAUUGGAUAACAUCGAGGCACAGAUACCAUCAACUAUCAUAUCAGUGCAAGAGCUCCAACGUGUUCGCGCUAGUGCGCAUGUCGGCGGCAGCAUCGAACAGCACACAACAACAGCGGCGCUCAAUAAUUUGAUUGCACUAAAUGAACUUGGGUUUAAUCAUCAGGAAAACCACGCGAACGAGUGCAUUGAGAAAACAAUCUCCUAUCACUUGGAAUCCCUGCAGGCGGUGGCGGCGGCGGCGGCAGCAGCUGCGGCCGCUGCUGCAGCUAGGAACGCUGCCAGUACCACAGCCGACGCCAGCACUAUCGACGAAACUACUGAUGCUGCUGUCAGUGAAGUACCGCCCAGCGCCACUGCCAGUGCCACCAGCAGCUCCACCAUCGUCUCCAGAGCGGUUGUCGCUAGUGUGAGUGCGAAAGAAGUUGGGGAACAAGGUGGCGAAUCGUUGCACACAUCAACAACUUCCGAUGCACCGACUGUGCAUGAGAUUGACGACGACGGAGACGAAGUGUGCGUUCUCGAGUCGGAACCAGCACAACAGCAGUCGCAGCAAACAAAAGGACGAAAUGAAAAUAUGUGCCUGGAUAGCGCAGUAUACGAAAAUUGUAAGACGGAAUCGGAUUGCAUCCAGAACGCGGAAGUGCAACCGCACAUCACAAUCAGUAGUGACAGUGAGCUGGAAGAUGAUGAUCCGAAGCAUCAUCAUUUGAGUGAAUUCAACGAUUGCAGUGACCUGAUCGAAGGGAUUCGCGAGAUACAGUCCGCCAAUCCGGAAGAUUUGCUACAUGAUAACUGCGGUGAAAAUACAAUGACUGGUGCCGAACUGCUCGAUUCGCUGGUGGAGCAAAGGUGUGAAGACAAUCAUAUUUCGGGAACUGAUGAUCUCAAGAAUACUGUUUACUCCAUAUCAGACGAUUACAACGAUGACGAUGAUGUUCUGCUGGAGUCCGAACCAGUAGCCGACAUUAUCUCGCGUUUAGGUGAAUCACUCAGCACAUCGCCCAAGUGUUUAUCGUUUAACGAAGCAGGUGAAAUAGAAGGACUAACUGGUGAUCUGUUCGAUACCACACAUCACUCGCUGCAGAUGGACGACAAUCUGCCGAAUCCAUUUUCCUCGCAAAACCCAACACUGGACGAGUUGUCCAUCACUAUUAAGGAUCUAACCGACAGUAGUGAGCAUGCGAACUCGUACUUCAACAGUGCGGAGAAAACGAGCAAAGAAUCUGACACUCCGAUUGUGAUUUCACCCGAUUCCUGUCAGGAAGAACUGCCCAAGGAUCUCAGCUGCCGGAAGCGCAGCGAAAAGAGUACCGAUUCAAUUGUGACUCUUUCCCCAUCUCCACGUCCCGUCUCGCAUAGUUCCGAUGCCAUUCAAUCGCCGCAACCCAGCGGUUUGCCAGCAGUCCCACCGUCCCCGGACAUUUUUCUACAGCCAAAAUCAAUCUCGAAUGCGGUCAUGGAAACUCUCAUCUCACAAGCAUCGUCAGCUGCUGCAAAACCCAGAACCACAAUACAACAAAAAGAACCCUUGGAUCUCGGGAAGUGUCGAAAAUCGGCCAGUCCUACUGUCAGCUGCUCAGAAGAGGCUAAACGUCAAUCGAGCUCCGAAGAAGAGCCCAAAUCCAAACGGAUCAAAACCGAUCCGGAGAGUAACAAAGCAGCGGAUAAUAACGGUUCCAGUUCCGGACCAGUCCCUAGCAAUAACACAACACCAAUCGGUGGAGGCAGCAAUAGCAGUGCAAAUAGUUCAGCUAGUCAUGCAACCCACAGUGACUCUUCACGACUGGUGGAGAUGCUCACAUCUGGCAACGAUCCUGACCCGUUAACCCAGCUACGCUUACUGAUCGGAAAUCCAGCAUGGAAGGUACCUGAUCCAUUACUAGUGCCAAAGGAUCGUCUCAACGCAGUUCUGGCAUCACCCGCACGAGAGAUUCCUCUACUACUUACCACCCGACCUGAACUGCGCCUACCCGAGGCUUUUGCCUUCCCAAACAUCCUGCAGGAUCCGGAUAUUCUUGUUAUAUCUUUAUCUCAGCUGGAAAAGAUACUCGAAACGCAAGAUGAGCUACUGAAGAUGAAGACAAAAACCGACACCAGCAAGAAGGUGGCCCCAAGUCCGUUGGAAGUUCUCAAACAAACACUCACUGCUCAGGCAGCGAAGCAAAAUCCCAUGAUGAGUUCACUACUGGCAUCCGGACUUGCAGGCGAUAUUGACGCUGCAACGGCAGCCGCCUUCAACCAGAUGCUUUGGCUCCCCUACCUAGGCCAAAUGGGACAAUUCGGUCCGGAGCUACUGAAAGCUAUGAUGAACAUUCCUAACUCCAACCCAAACCUGACAGAUAUGUUACCCUUCAUGGGGCCCCGCUUGCAGGACUUCUGCGGUUUACCAACUAAUCCUAUGGAUUACAAACGCCAGCUGGAAUUUGCCAUGUGGCAAGACGCUCUUAGCCAAGUUAACAACGCCAGUUUGCAACGCAAACAAGAAGCCCAGAAGAAAGCGGUCAGCACUCCGGUUCACGUUGAUCGUAAGCCCAUCAUCCCGCCGAAAACCCUGGAGCAGCAACGGUCCGUAGCUGCGGUUGCCGCAGCUGCCAGCCUAUUCCAGCAGCAAAGCCAGCAGAACAAGAAAUCCAACGCCGUUAUGAACCAGAUGAACUCCCUCUCGAUACCUCAGUUUAUGACCCCCUCAAUGCCAAACAAUCGCUUCACUAGUAACGUUCGAACCUCAACUAUGCAAUCUCCAUCCUCUCUGCAGCAGCAGUUUAAUCCAAGUGGAUUUAAGAAUAUGCCAAACUUGAUGAACCAGGCGGCGGCCAGUGCCCAGAUGCGCCAGCAAACACGGCCACAGUUGUCAGCCGCUCAAAAGAGUAGACAGAGCACCAAUUCCAUGUUCUCCAACAAUCCCUUCCUGAGCCUUCCGACCAACUUCCAGGAAUUCCACGACCAACAGCAGCAGAUGGCUCGCAAACUGCAGAAAGAACAGCAUCACACUAGGGAACAGCUGCAGCACCAUCAGGAGGAGCAAAAACCACGCGUCACUUGCAAAUCUCUGAUGAAUUUACUGCAACCAGAGAAGCAACAACAACUGCAAAAGCACAGUACCAACAGCAAGCUUGCGAACCUGAUGGCACUUCCAGGCAUGGAACUGUACGCAACAGGUCAGCAUGAUCAACUGCAGCAGCAAAUGUUCCUACAGCAACAGCAGCAACAACAACAGCAACAGUUGCUUCAGCAGCAGCAGCAACAAUUGUUGCAUCAGCAGCAACAACAGCAAACUCAGCAGCAGCAGCCACAGGCUAAGCUGAAGGUGAAACCUGGACUGCAUCUACUCGACCCGGCCGCCAUACAGAGGCGGCUGCUUAACACCGAUGAGCUGCCCGAAGUCGGCAGCACCACCAGCGGAAUAGAUGAUACGACGGAUUUGACUUCCCCGCUGUGGCACCCGCUGUUCGGGAGUGCCCAGAAAACUCCAGGGACCGUGACGGGAGGUUCAACCGCCAGCAGUGGCGCCGGUUCGACCGGUAACUCUAGCAGCUACAACAGUCCGUGGCAAUGGACUACCAUUACCGCCAGCGGGGAAUGACAUUAUGGGGCUCGUAAAGAGCCCGCUGUUGCUGGACCUCAAUCACAGACAGCUCCUCAGAGUCAACAGCACCAACAUGGAAGCAGCAGUAACACCAACAACAAUAAUCAAAACAACAAUCAGCAGCAACAGACGAUGAGCCAAUCCCAGCAGCAGCAGCAACAACUCGCACAAGCUCAGUUCCAGGCCUUUGGGAAUAGUUUGUCGAAUUUGCAGCAACAACAUCAACACCACCAACAGCAGCAGCAGCAACAACAACAACAUCAGCAACACACAUCCAUCCAUCAUCAGCAACAUCUCCAGCAACAGCAACAAACGGCUCAACAGCAAUCCCUGACGGCGGCGGCGGCGGCUGUUGCAGCUGCUAAUUCUGGUCACCAUCAUCACCAGCAACAGCAGCAGCAACAGCAACAAUCUCAACAACAACAACAACAAAACCAUCACAAUGUUCCUUCCCACCAUCACACGCACCACCAUCUGGCGGCGCAAAAUAAUAUGAUGGCGGCAGCCGCGGCUGCAGUGGCAUCCCAACGAAAUCCGUUCGGGUUCGAUUUUAGUCAUUUCCAAAAUUCCUACUAGGAUUCCAAUAUGGCGCCGAUACAAUGCAGGUAAUAUAGAAAAGUAAUUUGUUGCACUGAAGUCCGCGGCUGGAUAAUUCGUUUCGAGUUUACUCUCAAGUCAACACAGGGAAUGUUUUUUGAGGAUGCUCGAGCUUACGCCUGGAAGCAACAAUUUUCCAAUUAAAUCUGAAACUGCUGCUAACAAAUUCCAACCCACUAAACGAACCCAAACUAAAGCGGUUCUUCGAACUAGGGAUUGGCAUUCUUCAGCCAGGCUUACGCUCCCAUCCUGUGGCUCCAUCGGAAACAAAGCCAAUAAUCUUUUUCUAGUUUGGUUGAAACCCCAAAAACCAUUCCGGUCGACAUGUACAACAGAUUUUAGAGUUUUCGUCUCUUCUAGAAAUAUCGAUUUUCUGUCAUAUGACUUUAAUAGCCUCCCGCUUUCUGUGUUUUCCGCUUCGUUCCCGAUCCGCGUCUCGCUCUUGCAUCGUGCUACCCAGUUUUUGUGAGGCACAUUUUCCUCGCCGGUUCGUCGUUGCCACCCCCCACUACGGGCCUGUUUUAUAUUGUGUUGGAAGUAAUAAAACUAAGAAAUAUCGUAUCGAAAUAUGAAAAGAAGGCACACACUGUGGCGGGCAAAGUCCAAAAGAUGUGCGCGCGCACCCACCCUGUGUCGAGAGGAAACCGAACUCACACACAUCUCAACUUCCAAACCCGCUGGUGCUGGUUCUGCCGUGUUGUUUGUGUUCUUCUCGAUGUAUUCACGAGUCAAUACGCAGAACUCAAGGGGGUGGAAGGCCUCCGAAUUCUUCUAUCGUUCGCGCGCCACCUGUGUGUAUGGGAGCCCGUUCGAGGGCAGCAACAGCAGCAGCAGCAGCAGCAGUAGUAGUAGACGAAAGCACUUUUCCCACGACCUGAACAAACCCAGGUUAGAACUCGAGAAACAACAACAGAUGGGCUGUAAAGGCAGAUGAUAUCGAACUCGUCCCGGGUCGGGUGUGCACGCAUACGCACGCACGUACGCACAACCCACAGGGCUCUCGGGACGGGAUGGCCACAUCCAAACGACCGUAUGGGAAAUGCACUCAAAUACAUCCACCUCUCAAGAAGUGCUGCUGCUUUGGAAAACGGGGCACACGCAUCGAGACCCGCUGGAGCAAGUCUUCAUCAAAUAUGUGUAAAUAAUGCGAACUACAACUACACCGAAACUCUGCGACAAGAAGCGGAGAUGCAACCGCCAACUUGCGCUAUGCACACCAGGGAAGCGAGUUCACACAAGAGCCUUUUGGAUGGUGCAUCCAUUUCCGGAAAAGUGCACUUAGCCACCUACUCUCACUCCUCCUCGUUGGGAGGCACUUUUGGGUGGCUCCAUCAUCGCACACGGCCACGGGCGACGGUUUUAAUGGUAAACAUAAUAUAUUGCAAGUAAAUAUUGCUCAAAAUCGCACACUACACAUCCUGAAACGUUGUUCCGGUCGAGAUCGAAAUCGCAUUUCUACAUAUUCCCCGUGUCUCGUCCGUUUUCUCCCAUUUCCCGGCGGUCUCUUGCAAAUACCACUCAGCGUACUUCAGCCCGGCUUUGGCCCGUAGGAUCCAUGAUGUGAUGUGUUACUUUUAACCCACUCGAUUCAGGGUCGCUGUCGGGGACUAAACAGAAACACUUGCCAAAUUUAAUCGUUUCAACCCUGGUCGGAAACAUGCGCUCUCUGCAAGACAUUAGGCCUAGACCACAGAAACUAACCACCACCGUCAUGAUCAGCAACGAGCACACAUCAGCCCCUACGCCUUCUCAUGUGUGCCAAACCCCCCCCCCCCUGCCCCUUCUCCACCGACUCAACAUUUUCGUCGGAAAAUCAAACAUUGAAUAAUUAAUUCAAAUUUGAUGUUACUGUCGAAUUGAAUACACGUUUCAGCGCCAUGUCCUAGUGGCGACCCGACCCAGACUCUCCGAUCAAAUUCCCGCAUAAUCACAGAGGAGAAGCGCCUGUAUACAGGUGAUCCUCCCUGCCAGCCAUUUGCCAACGCAAUCAACCCCUUGAAAGAUUGCUCGCGUGCAGCGGACUCGCCGUUGUCCGCAUCAAACGCAGCAGCUCACUAUCCAGAAGGCCAAGAGCGGCGCAGUGCUUUUCAUUUACGGGGAACAAAUUCAAAUUAAAAACAAAGAAUAGCCAUGGAACGAAAGCACCGCGGCUGUACUGCAGGAAAACUACGAUAGGUGACCCUCAGUGGACAGACACACACACGCACAAACACUGUCAUAUGCACCGCGGAUUCGCGCGAGUUUGCUGCUAUAUGCAAAUCCUCAUGUCAACCUGAUAAUCGACAGACGAAGCGCAAAUUAAAAUUAAAAUUGCGCUACUCGAAAACUUGGCGAUUCGAUGCGAGUCGCAAAAGACGGCAGCGUCUGCCCCGCGUGUCCACACAGAACGCGCCUAGUGGAGAUGCGCUCGUAUGUGUACAUAAGGUUUAUUUUUUUUUUUCUUCAAUUUCAGACCGAUCUCUGUGGCUCCAAAAAUCAAACGGACUGGAGCACAGCGCGCGCGGUACUAUUUUACCCGGUCGCUCAUUAGAAUCACCGUAGCGUGAAGAAUCGGGACGGGUUUUGUCACUUCAAAUCAAAACCGAAACCCCGAACAGCGGAGUAAUGCGGGUACAAGGGCCAGGUUGCUGCAGCUGCAGCGGCGUGAAAUUAUGUUAGAUGAAAUUUCGAGUGCACGAGAACGGCCUUAGUUUACCGUUUCGUUGAGUUAGCACGGAAUGGAUUAUGGCGGGAUUGAAAUGAUGAUUGGAAUUUCGGUGAAACAUAUAGCGGUUGAGGGGUUCUCCAUUGUUAGUGGAUGUUAGAAACAACUAUUAUGAGUUGUUUUUAUUCCGUUUUUUUUUUAAUUUUUGCUUUUGAUUGCUAUGCGCUUUGCUUCAUCAUAAUCCAACUCCCGGUAAAAAAAAAUAUAUUAGUAGACUGAUUCAAAAAUUUCACAUUAAAACUCGUAAAUGAAUACUUUUUUCGAAUAUAUUAGGCCUAAUAUUAACCAGUAUUAAAUCCUACGAUUAGCUAUCAGUGAUUUAUAAAAGGUUUCCAUGAGCUCUAUUGCUGAAGAAUUCAUUCAGAAUUUAACUUUGCUUCCGCUCGGUUAGGCUUUAGAAGUCAUUUGUUAACUCAGUCUUUAUGUCCUAAUAUAUUUCUGUGCGGUAUUUUCAAAACUUUGGGAAAUUUCAUGCUAGAAAAGAAUAGUACCGGGAAAAUUGAUUUGCGAUGUCUUAUUUCGUGCGAAAAUCCAUCGAAAUGUCAUAGAAAGAAGCUAAAACAAGAAGAAGUCGCAUAUCUUGUUUCUCGCUACUUAUCCCUCUCGACUAUAAUUGCUGUCCAUGCUUCUGAGAAAUGUGUUUCGAUAAAUUCACACGAAACGCCAUUCACAACAGACAGCGCCGUAAAUUUGAAAUCGCACUCCCUAUAGUGUGGUGCUAUGCUUUCAGGAGAAUACAUAUUAUACGCUUGGGUUCUGAUUAACAACCCUAGAAUAAUUUAUUUUAAAGUGGUCGAUGUAAAUUGCUAUUAUUUUGAUAGUAUUUGCAGCUACGCAAACGUGGAACAGAAACAAAAAUUAUGUCAAGAAAGCGAAAAACCAGAUACCAAGAAGUCAUAAAUGACAAAACAUGGUUACAGCAGUUCAAAUUAUGGGUUUCAAACCAUACAUACACACACUACCGCAAGACAAAGUUUGGAAAUAUCGCCCUACUAAUUUAUCCAAAGUCGGUCGGGGCACAGAAAGUGCACAUUUUGUGCCAAAUGUUACACCACAUCAGUCACGAUUUGUGGGCGAAAUUGCCAAUUCAAUUUUGCUCUUAAAGACGGCCCAAGCCACAUCUCGAGCAGUGAACCGUUUCGCUGCGGCUUAAGAGCGUAGUCGUACGGGAAUCUAUUUAAAAUAAUUGAACCAAAUUUACGUCAUUUCGACAGCGAUAGUGCUGUGCUGUAGCAUCUUUCUUCGUGCCGUCGUUGCCGAGUGUGUAACCCCAUAACGGUGCAGUUCUUUGUGUAAGGGAAGGAAAGGUUAUGUUGGACCGUUAUUGUUAGCGAAAAAGUUUGCAUCAUCUUUGGGAACAAAAAAAAAAUAUUGCCGUCUCUUCCGAGAGUCUAGUAAAUAGUUACACGUAUAUUUGUUAGCCGUGACGAGUCUUUCUUUGGAUCGUCAAGGUAACGUUGCAAUAGCACAAUGACAGAUUGCGACAUUGGAGCGUGUUCCAAUUGAUACAAAACUUGCGAUACAAGUCUGCGGUUCCUGUCGGUGUAUCUUAGUGAAUGAGUUUAAUUGAAGAAAUGGCGAACCAUAAAUCACAAUUUUGACGCUAUUGUAUUUGCUUGGGGUAGUUGCCUAAUUUGGGUAACGUGGUAAUAUUUUUUUGCAUAGAUGAACCGAAUGUUACCCAAAAAAUUUACUUUUAUAUAAACCAUAAAUUAAUAUGAAAUAAUCACUCGGAAAGUCAGAAAUAAUGUUCAGUUUGUUUGACAGCAAGGUUUUAAAGUUUCCAAGGUGUCAAAGCAUCACUUUUUAGACAGCCGCAUAAACAAUUAACUUGCUAAUUCCCGCUCAAUGAUUAGCGUGCUGCCUCGAAACUAUUCAACGGAUUCAGUAGCUUCUUGAUUAUCGAGAAAUGCUCCUAAGCUGGAAUAACAGUUUCAUGCGAUUUAUUCUGUCAAUCGAUCAAUCGACAGUCACUAGACUGAAGAUUUACAAUUCCGCAGAGUAACAAAAUUUUGUUUAUCUCGCUCGAAGCAUAUCAAUGAAUAACUUCAUCCAAAAAAAUCCAGCUUAAAAAUCUAAUCGAAUUGUCUCGACUAUUUUAAAUUGGAUUGACAUUUAUUUCUGUUUUGAGUACCACUGCAGGUUCUCUUCUCCAUGAAAGAUUUUUUUUGUUUACACUAACUUUACAAUUCAACAAUAACUGAAUACGCUAUUCAGAAUUAAGAUUUCCCUUCAAAAAAUUCAAUUUAAGUUGGCCGAUAACAAGGUCGUGAAGAAGUUGUGAAAAAUUAAUAUUUUUAGAUUUAAGAAAAAUAAAAGCUCAGCAUAAUCAUUUUUCUUAUAUCAAACAUAUUUUAUUAUUUGAAUAUUAGGUGUGUUCGAUAGCUCUUAAAGGUCCGAAGUUGGUUGGAUGGACAUCAGCCAACGGUGGAAUAAAACGGCUUCCAGCCAAACGUUUUGUUUCAGCACUCGCGGGGAACGGAAUUUCACAUCGGUGAAGAAUACACUUUCUUUAAUUCAAACCUUUUCAAAUUAAACUAUUUCACUUAAUUCUAAUGAACAUAUUGACGUUAUUUAAUCGAACCAUUAGCGAAUGAGAAAAAGAAAUCAUCUGCGCUAAGCGCUUAUAUAGACUCGAACCCAAGCCAAAAUUAACCGCGAAAUUAGAAACGCAGCCAGUUGAUGCAGUUCCUUCUGUCACUCGGUUGUCAUGUUCGAACUGAGCUACUUGCAUCGCGCCGGGGGGAAUACGCCCGCUCCAAUAGGGUGGGUCACCAACAAGGUGAUUUUUUUGGAUCCAAUCGUUCUCAAUAUAGUAUAAAAAAAAACUUUAAAAAACUUAACUUGUUUCGAAUGUGAGCCAUCCUUUAUUUUCAUGCAUUAAAUUUGUCAUCCUUACCAUUAUGUUGUUAUAUUUAAUGCAAAAAAUCAGAAACUUGAAGAAAGAUCAUGAUGAAAUCAUGAUUAAAAUUAUAAAAUGUAUAUUUGUUUUCAAACUUAGUCACGACUUCAAUAUAACCUUUUUUCAGUUAUUCAAAAAGUUCAAAUUUUCCGUUUUCAAGAAAAACAAUAACAAAGUUAAAAAAAACUAUAUUUUCUAUUUUCUAUAAAUAUUUGGCGUGUGUUUUCGACGAUGCGUUUAAUGUGCUGCAACUUUCCCUUUGACGUAAUUUUAACCAGAUAAACAGCUUUUAAGUUAUAAUUCAUGGAAAAGAAAUUUCAUGUUCACACAUUCUCUUGUGCAAUUUUUUCUCGAUGAUAAAAAUUGUGUUUAUUGGAAAAUAAUAUGAUACCCACAAGAUAGUCCAAACAAAAAUGUUAUUUUUUCCCACGCUUGAAGCUGAAAAAAACUCAAGAUUUAGCGUUAAAAAUUUGAACUAAUUUGCACGAUGCUGACUGAACGCUUCUCAAGGCUUUUGAAUGAGAUGAUUAAGUAAUAUGGCGGCCCCUCCGUAGUCGCAAUGUUACAGGGUCCGGUCUGACAAGCGAGUGGUUCUAGGUUCGAAUCUUAGUAGAAUCCAGACCACUGGAUGCAAACGGACUUUAGCAUGGAUUUAUUCUCAUUUUCCCCACCGACCCUUCCUUAAUAUUGAACGCCACAAUGCAUCGAUGAAGUGAGAGGAACAUUUAGUUGAAAUCUGUCUAGGGAAUUAUAAUUGGCGGAAAUAUUGGCAAAAAGAACGAGGGAUAUAGUAGAGCAGUUAGCGUAAAAAAGGAAACGCAAAUGCUUACACAUAAGCACAGAUGAUAUUUUAGCUUGACAUUUAUUCUCAAUAGUCGCAAACAAUAGAUCUACGAAAAACAGCAGACACCCGUCCAAUCUAACAAAAAAUAAUGUUUCUGGUCGCAGUGAGUGAUCCAUACGGGAAAAAAAAAACAAGCAAAAACGUCAUUUUACACUAUUAAAUUCAAGUGUCUAAAAUACUUAAAGAGAAAACCAAAACGCUUCAUAGAAUUAUACCAAAUAUAAAAUGUUGAAGAGGUUGUAUUCAAGACACGACCGCAAGGUUAACGCAGACCUACGGCAGCUUGUCUCAUGUCAAUGUAUUUCUGGCGAUAAGUUAAGAAAUACAUUCAAUUGCAAUUAUACAAUAAUUGAUAAUAUAAAGCGGGAAAUGUUAGUUCUCUUACCCUUUCAACACUAUUUUUCGACGUUGGACUACGUCUCACCGCACUAUAUCGAGAUACAUUCUGCGGAAACUAAAACCAAGGUGGAAUGAAAGAUUUCAAACGGUAAUACUGAUGUAACCCAUGAUGAAUUACAAUAAUCAAUAUUCCUCAGUUUUCAUUAUCAUUUCAUUGUUAAACAGUGUAAAAUUCAUAAAAGUUUCAAGGUCGAAUUUUCACGAACACCAAUCACAUGAGAGCACUCCUGGCACAGGCUUCAUGAGUAGACACCAACUGCCUGCUGUGAUAUCCUGUAUAGCAGUGACAAAAAAAAUUGACAUAAUCUCCCCGUCCCAAUAGGUCAACUAAUGUUCGCUUCCAUGAGCCUAGACUAUUUUGAUGUCUUGAAGGUGAAGCUUUUUCGAAAAGUUCUUAACCACCUCCACUAUCUAACAGUUUUACGUUCUGCUGUUAGAAUGUUAUUAAAACUGAUGUCUUGAAGGAAAACAUGCUGGCACAGGCAACAGUAAUGCACCGAGCAAUGUAUAAAUAGAGCGCUGGUCAUUCGUCGUCUAUGUGUGCAGUAGAACUCGAUAUUCAUUUGUGUGCAGCCAAGCCAAGUGAAGACUACAUUGCCGCUGUCGAUGCACAGUGGGGCGUGUUUAAUUGUCUUCUUCUUCUUCUUGUUUCGUAUAGUAGCAAAUAUCAGAAUUCAAUAUGAUUUUCCGGGUACCGCAAAAUACAUUGCGCCACCGGGAACAACAAAAUUCUGUACGUGUUGGUAGAGGCAGAUAGCAUGGUGUAAAUUAGGUUCAUUGUACAGAUAAAAUGCGUUGUUUAUUUUUGAACUCUACACUCUGUAUUUCUCAUGUCCAUUUCAAAUUUCCUGUGAAAAUACAUUUUGUUUAAAAACUGUAAUUCUUUAUCGUUAUUUUUUCCACGAAUUUGUAACUGCAGGAAAAGCAGUUUCACUUUCACUCUCUUCAAGCUGUUAUUGAGUGUCACCCGAAUAAAUUCUUACUGAAAAUCAUCUCACUGAAAUGAAUAUAUUAUGUGCUCUGAGCCAAUCCAUCGCAUAGUGUCGAUGAAGUAGAUGAGCAUCUAUAUCCUCAACCGCAGAAACAUCACUGAAAGCAAAUCUCAUUUUCAGCUCGCUCGUGCUAAAACUGACAUUCGCUGUUUUCAGUUUCAGUUGAGAAUCGAUCCUUGGCAGUGAAAUUCUGCAACCCUGCGUCUGGUUCUUUUACGUAAACUAGAAGACACAAUCGUAGAUUCCAAAAUUGCCUCUGAAGUCGAUUUGUGGACUCUGAACAUUACUCUGAUUCCGAGAAUAUCCAUAUUGGGUGAUAUUUCGUUAUGUAUCUCGUUAUGAUCUCCGAAAACCGGAAUCUGCAACCAUAGAUUUUAAAAUAGCGUCUGAUGUUUAUUUACGAUCCUGGGCAUCAUCUCGAUUCAGUCAGGUUUUUUUACACGGGGAAUACGUUCCAGUUUUGUAAAGUAUCACGUAAAAAAGAAUCAAUUGAGUUAAAAAAAUAACAUUGAAAGCGGUCCCAAAACCGUUUGAAUUUUAUAAUAGUGAUCAUUCUAAAGACCAAAAUACAAUGUUAUAAAUUUUCAGUAUUUAAACCAAAAAUUGUUCAUUUUUUUCAAAACUGGUAUUGAAUACUUGUGUCACAAAACGAAAAACGUGAUUGGAAUGAGGUCGAUUGUUGUACCGUUUUUGAGUUAUUGAAAAAAGCCACCACGCGUAAAAAUACCUGACUGUACCUGGAUUAGGUGGAAAACAUCCAUAUUCAGUGAUAUUCGACCAUUUUAGCCAGUUCUCAUGAAACCAUCAUGAUCAUCUUGUAUUCCAAAUUGCGUCUAGGGUCGAUUUCCAGGUAUUUGAUAUCAUGCUGGUUCUAAAAAUACCCAUAUUAGAUGAUAUCUGGCCUUGUUUUUAGCUCUGUUUGGUCUAAAUUCGCGUUCAAAUCAAGGCUCUACAAUUUUUAAAAGUUUAAAAUCACAAUUUUCCGCAUUACGAUGGAUGUUUAGCUCAUUUUCUAAUCGAUUGCUCUAAUAUUGAAGGAUACCGUUCAAAACUGACGGAGUUUUGAGCAUUUGAAAGUGGACAAUUUUCGUUACGCUCUCGAUGUUUUCGGUGUUUCAAUUUGCACCUCCAUAAUACUGCCGUAAGAUGUAAUUCUACGUCAAAAAACUUGAAUUUAUUUUUUAGAAUUUAAAGAUGCCGGCAGUUGUUUCUUAUUGUCAGUUUAUAUCAAAAUUAUAAGCUUAUUCAACCCUCUUGUGCCCAAGUUAUUUUUAGACGGACUUCGGUAGAAUCACUACGAAUCUUCAUAAACAUUUUUUAAUUCUUUAAUAAAGCUUUUUAAAGGUUUGAUUUAUGCCCGUCUGAGGGUGGCACUAUACAAAAGAGGGUUAAAAUUCGCGCAUUUUUUGCAUAAAACUAUCAAAAUUGACCAUUUUUUGUUAGUGUUUUAAACAUUCGAACAGAUGGCUGUAAACAAAGUUUUCGGAUCUUUAAUGGAAGAAACCAUGAUGUGAUAAAUAAUAUAUUUGGAUUUUUUUCCACCCUUCUGACUGUGCUUUUAUGUUCUUUUGAAUUAAAGUUUUUUUUUUAAAUGCCAGAGCAAUUUUUUCCGAAUCACUGCGAAUGUUUUAUUGUUAACCCUCUAGUACCCAGUGCCACCUUGAGACGGUCUUCAGUGAAACCUUUAAAAAGCCUCAAUUGAUACUUAAAAAAUGUUUAUAAAGUUUCAAAGUGAUUUUUUCGAAGUCCGUCUGAAAGUUACCUUGGGCACUAGAGGGUGAAUUCAUGUACCGUAAAGCACUUUUUUGAAUAUAUCUUGAAAAUUCUAAGAAUAUAAUAAAUACAAGUUUUUUUGAUAGUUUCAUGCAUUGAGUAAAAUCCAGUCACUACUUCAAAAGCUUAGCAACAAUUCUACUGUUUUUAAAUAUGCUCCAAAAGUUUUCACCAAUCAGCAAAAUAUCGAUUUAACCCCAAUUUCCCUACAAAACCAAAAUAGGUUUAUCUGCUGACAUUUCAUGUACCUACUAUUUGAUUUCUGAACUUUUUACUCAAAAUAAGACAUAAUUUGACUAUCACUUUUAGAUAUUAGCGCAUGACCAUUAAUGCUUAGACAUACUCGAUAUUAUUUUGCUUUGUGAAAUAUACUAAAACUGUGCCAAAACCGGUUUCGUAGAACCACCGUUUUGAGCUCAGUUUUUGUCCGAUUUGAGAUCUGUUUUUUUUUUAAAGAUGGGAAGAAAAAUGCUAAUAUGUGGACAAACUCUUAGGAUUUUGAUAUUUGGUCUCAAAACAAAAUGGCGUCAAAAAAAACAAAAAAUUACCGGUUCCUCAAAAAUUCUAAAUGGCGCCAUUGUUGCCCCUUAAGUUGAAAUAUGUUAAAGCUCGGGGAAAUUUAGUUUUGCAUAAAAAUACACAAAAAAAUCAUAUAUAGAAGCCAAGGCAGAAAAAAAGUCAAUUUUUGUUGCACUGUGUUGUCCAAUCGUUCAAAGUUGCAUGUUACGUGAUUUCGUGAGUUAUUAUUAAAAAAGAAAAUAUUUGAUACACUGUUGAGAUUUUCAGUCUCAAUAUUUCCUUUGAGGGAAAAAUUUCAAAAAUAAUAAUAAAAAUCGGUACAUUAAUUAUUAUUUAUAUUAAGAACUUAUCUGGGAACAAAUAAAAACAACUUUACGUACCGAAGAUUGUUGUUUUGCAAUUGUUUGAACCGAUUGUUUGUAAGCAAUUAAUUAAUUAAUUAACAUAAAAUGCAUGAAUAUAAACAGGGCCGGAUUCGGCUGUUGGCAGGGAAAGGGGGUAUUUUCGUGAGGCCCUCUUUUAAACAUUUAGAGAUAAGAUAAUUGCAAAUUGUGAAAUGACUUCACACUCCCCUGGAAGGUGACGAGCAAAAACAAUGUCAUCGCUUUGUCUUCCCGUCUUUGUCUGUUAUGCUUUCGAGUGGUGGUUGUAUGACUAUGUCUGGUCUAGGACCUGGGGAGGCCCCUCAAGUCGCUAGCCUGGGGCAAUCGCCGCCCUAAAUCCGGACCUGAAUAGAAACAAUGUAGAUAUAAUCAAACACAAAUCCCAGGCUCUGCGAGCGCUUUUCUUUACAACUUCAGAAAGGAAGUGUCUCUUCGCUGAUCAAAGUCACCCCGAUUUACGGUACUGAUUAUUACUUCAUGACGCACGGCUCAUGAGUUUUGUUCUUGAUGUAGGACUACGUCUAAAUGCAAGUUACGGGCGUAAAUUGAUAAUCUACACGCAAAAGUUAAAGCUUUAAUCAUCCAAUGUGUCCUUUCAAUUCGCACAGAAUUUGCUCUGACUUCGCACAACCAAUGCGUGAUACGCAUAACGCAAAAGUUGUACCAGGAAUACAUUGACAGAGAUCAAAAUCAGAAUAUGUAUCAUAUACACAAAAAUCGUAAUGUCUCGGUAAAUUUUGGCUUCGGGCGAACGAUCAGUUUCGAGGCGCUCAAAAAACCGUUCUAUACUUUCGCGAGCCGGUGCGUAUCAACGGCUCGUGCAUCCCUAAAAAUCGUCAGCAACCGAAACAGCCAAUGGCGAAUAUCCACGGUCAUUACAAAAAAAAAGAAUUUAUAUGGGUGUUUGUCCCAGGGGAAGGGGGGGGGGUUAAUAAUCGUUAAAAAUCUGUCCACGUGGUAUGUGGAUGGCCCCUGGUGUUUUUUGUGACAACCCCGACCUGAAUCAAAACUAAUUGUCAUUCGUCAAUAAAAUUGGUAUUAAAUGAAAUGAAAAAAGUAUACUCUCGUACCACUGUGCACUAUUGUGGUGUUGCACGCUCGCUUAGUCGGCGAACGGAUUUAUGUGCUAUGCAAAAGUUAUUGAUGAUCCUGUGCGUCAACCAUGCGGUCGUAUCCGGGAUUCCAACCUUCUACUUUUUUCAUAUGUUCGUUAAAAUAAUUUUUUUUUGUGUUUUUAAGGUUGUGUUCGUCGAAAUCGUUGAAAAUAUUUCACAGUACAUGAAUAUUCAAUCUCUAAUUGAUUGAUGUACCAUGUACGAUCUCUAUUUAAGGUUUACAAAAGAAAUUCACGAUUCUGAUUUUUUUUAGAUUUUAUUUUCGCUUUUAAAUCAGGAAUGGAAAUGCCAAUGUAUCAAAUACUUUGCUUGCGGUCUUUAUAAGCAAGGAUUUUUACUCGUUCAACUUCGUCUAUUGCGGGACUAGAUAUCGAACUUUAAAUUGAUUAUAGGAUAUUUUUAUUUCACCAGAAUUUACGGAAUUCUAGUGAAAUAUUGAACAGUUGGCAAUCAAACUGUCAACUUUCUCACGGAAACUGGUGUAAUUCUAAACUGAAAUACUGGAAAAAGAGUUCAGUUUUCGUUCAAUUUUCUCAGUAAAUAUGUGUAUGUGUAAUAUUUUCAUUCCAACAAAGUAUAACAAUGUCUGAAAAAAAACUGCAACUUUAGCAAGGCGCUAAGUAUAUAGCACAGUAACGUGCGUUUCCUGAUUGAAACACUUCUCCUCCUUCGACGAAUUCAGCGCGAAAAGUCUACAGUGUAAGAUGUUAUUGUUGAUUUUGAAAGAGUUGUGAAGUUCUUUCGAGCAACGCAGCUAAAUCGCACCCAGCCGGAAAUCAAUUUCUCCGUUUCACGCCAUUGCACAAUGUUUUUCCGACACCCUUAUGAAAGCGAAUUUUCGAAUGGAUGUAAUCGAAUUACGUCACCACUGGGGCAGCAUUAUCACCCUAUUUUGAUGCUACCGCACAGCACUUUAGAGAGUUAGACCCAGCUCUUGCUCUGCUGCAUCGUGGGACGGGUAACACACGCACUAGCACCAGCCAGCAACAACAAAACUUGGGAACGGAACUAAUGAUAUGUAAACAAAGGCGAGAUGGUGCUGGUUGAGUUUGUCCUGCCUGUUCCGGCCCCCCCUUCCCCCCUUCCCUUGGCCACGCUGUCUCUGCCAAUAAUAAUAGCCAUAGCAACACGGUUUCAGUCCUGAAUUGCACGUCAUUUGAUUCCUUUUCGCGAGACGUGCCACAGCAAGUGGCGGAAACGUCAGAAUCGGAUAUGCAGAGGGGGGGAAGGGAACGAGUGUCCUUUGCAUCCAUCGCAUCGGAGGAGCAGCGCGCAUGCGAAGAAGCGCGCAGCUCCACAAACCGGUUCCAAGGUCCCGCGGUUUCCGCAGCGGUUCCCUCUCGGUGUGCGAUUCUUGGCUCGCGCGGAAAAAUAUUUAUUUUACUUCGAUAGAUUUGCUGUUAUUUCUCUUUCCCACGCGUCCCUGCCCUGCUGUUCCUGGGGCUCGGGUUGCCUCCCGGGAGCCAUAGCAUGGGUGCUCCUCACAGGAUACCAACAUCAAUGAUAGCUAUUGAUGGAAGUUUUCGAGCGCGAUUGAAGAAUUUGUUACCCUGCCUGCUCGAUGCGGAUGGUUUCGUAGUUUAUUGGUUAUUCGCUUAUACAGAGAUGUGCAAGUUCCUGCAUUCUGCAAUCAAAGCACGGACAGCGCACGCGGUGAAAUUCCUGCGAUUAAUUUCCAUAUCAGCAUUAUAAUAUUUGUGCAGACAAUCGCGGCCGGAGUCGGAUCUCUGCUCCUUGGAAAUUGUAUCCUCGGGCUGCGUUCCUAUUUAUCGCACUGGUUGUAUAUUGCGGUGUUCUCGCCACUAGUAUGUAUGUGUGCGUGUUGGUGCGCCGUGGGGUGCUCGUAACUUUCAAUUCAUGAUUAAAUAAAAUGAUUAAUUACAGAGCAUUAUUUCUUCGCUUUAUAAUCAUCAAUUUCCAUUCCUUUGUCUUGGCGAGCGUGCUUUCAUACGGUCGAACGAAACAACAAACUCUCUUUUGUUCCUCUGUGUGUACCCACAUAAAUGUAUAAGUUCAGAAUCAAAUGCGGGCUCUGCGAAUGCGAGCAUAUCUGUGCGGCAUGCUCCGGUGCUGGAGACGUCCGGAGUAAAACGUACCUUCAAAUACAGUUUCGAACAUAAUUACUACUUUCUGCUUUCGACGGGGUGUUGGAAGGUUUUUAACUGCGAAAUCAAUUGCUUCUCUUUAAUUUACCUGCUUGAUAGGAUAAAGAGCAGGCAAACUCAAUCAAAUUUAGCAUACUCUGGGCCGAAGAAAAUCAAAUCAACCAACGCAAACAACGACCAUUGACGGCGCAGCUGCUGCCGGGCCCAGAGAGUGCGAAUUAAAUCUUUCACAAACGCGGUGCCCUUUUUAAUUACUACUGAUGACGCAGUGCUGCCUAAGGUAUGUGCGCACGACGAACCAAGGCAAGAAAAAACGGUGCGGGGGUGAUUUUAGCGACCACUUUCACAGUGGGUAAAGGCUGGUCUUCAAUUACUUUUCCUGCAUUUCCUGGUUAAACAGUUAUCACAAUUUAAAAUCUGAUGUAACACCCGAGGUUGUUUCAUUUUUGCAUUCACAGAAUGUACCUCAAUGUAAAAAAGUAUAUAUUUGACUAGAUCUAUCUAUUUUUUGUUAUUCAACGACACUAGUCAAAAUGAAAUUAUUCCAAUGGUAGUUUCAUCAAGUGGAAGAAUGAUAUGGACAAAUCAUCAUUUUCUCUUGAAAAUAGUCAAAAUUGAAUCAAACCGGUUGAAAGUCUUCUUUUUUCAAUGUUAUAUGAAAACUAUAAAACAAAAAAAAAUUAAACGAUUUCAGAAGAAAAAUAUAUUUUCAUCAAUUCGAAGCUUUUUUUCUUGACCAGCUUUUGCACGAAAUCGCCCCACUGUGCACAGCCUGUGUACUGCCCGGGUUGUUCGAGUGUUCGAAUAAUUCAUUUUCAGUUUAGCUUCAGUGCAGCGAUUAAAUGUCGUAACAUAAGUUUCACUUUGGCAAAAGAGCCGAAUUUAAUUUUACAGCCACGCUACGAAAUCUCGCCUACGUCAUCUUGUAAGAGCGUUCCGCCUUGGCUGACGCCAUUUUGUUUUUUUUUAUUUCCUUUCUAGUCUUUUUUCCCUCUCGCCGCCAAUGCAUAAUGAAAAAUUUUUGCCACGUAAUUGAAGGUUAUUCAACUUUUCUGGAGGUUUCUCGUGGCGGUGGGUGGCGACCAGUUCCCACUCAUCCGGCGUGUGUGUCGCAUGUGUGUAAUAGUGCGAGUAAUGGGUGUCAAAAAAAACUAAAAAAAAAAACUCUUACUACCAUCCGCUCACACCUUCAAACAUAUGUGGCGAACCGCACCGACGCGUACUUCGCUGACGUACACGGCCGCUAAACUGAGGUCGAUGGUCAUUAGCGCGCUAGAGACAAAAUAGUAGAAGGUAAUUUACGGACCUAAUUUGUUCUCGGGCUAGGCUCGCUGUAUGCACUCAGUCUAAUGAGAUUGCCGAAUUUGAUAAUAUUAUAUACAGUUUGGCGUGCGAUAAGAAAGGUUGAAAAAUGUACUCGUGAAGGUUUUUCACGCUUUUUUAGCACGAGCUCGGAGACAGUUAGUUAAUUACUGAAUGUAUUUAUAUUUUUUCGUACCGUUCUACAAGUCUUGAAUUAGGUACAAGUAUUCGCUACAGGCUUGGUAAGAUUAACAAUUUAUCACGAAAAUGUUUCGGUAGCUCUCGACUAUGAGGGAUAUCCACUUUUCCAUUUCCAUUUUGCUGUUCUAACUUCUAAGAAACAAGCAUGCAAAGAAAUCCAUUUUGAAAGGUAUAGGUACUAACGUGCUUUUUGACAAAGUACUGGACCUGUCAUACAUUUCGGUUGAAUGUAUUCAGCCUUCUUCCGGCGUAGCUCUUCGUAAAUCGUUUAUCAAAUGUUACGAAAUAUCCAAUGGUUUUGGCAUAAUUUUGGUGAUAUAUUAAAUAUGACUAUGCUCAAGAAAUUUCAUUGAAAUUUCAAGAUUUCCUCAACCAAAAUAUUUUAUCAGGUUUCCAUUAUUCAUUAAGUUUUGAAAACGAAAUAAAAAAUCAGAUAGUUUUGAGACAAUCAAUGUAUGGUGAUUCUCAAUACAGUUUGUGAUUUAUAGUUUCAGUUUUUGCAAUGAUUUGGAAUCUGUUUUUUUUUUCCCAAAACUAUUGAAUUCUCGACAAACAGUUUACCCGUAACGUCAUUUAAUUAGAUUUGUUAUGUUUUAGAAAUUGUUCUUCAAAGCGUUACUCGCGGGUAAAAAAAAUCGUGAUUAUUUAAGAGUGCAACCUAGCGACAUUUUGAUGAAGAACAUUUUCAGCUCAUAACGCUGGAGAGAGAUUGUACUUUUGUUUCGAAUACUUUAAUCGGAAUGUAACCAUACUGCGUACUACUCAAGAUUUUAUAUAUAAAACAUUUCUCAAAAAGCGCAUUCAGCAGAAGAAUUUUUGACGUAGAAUUACGCCUUGCGGCAACAUUCUCGGAUUUGGAAUAUCGGCAAAUUUGAUAUAUCGGAAUCAUCGAGAGCGUCACGAAAAUUCGAAUUUCGAAUGUUUAUAACUCAGUCGGGUUUCAACAUUUCUUUCAUUCUGGCAGCACUCGAAUGGAAAAUUAGCUAAACGUCCACAAAAAUGCGGAAAAUUGGGAUUUUAUGAAAAACAUUACUAUUGAAAAAUGUAGAGUCUUGUUUUAAAGAUUCCGAUCCGACCAGUCAGAAUUGAAAAUAGAGCCAAGUAUUUUCGAAACCGGUAUGAUAUAAAAAGUCCAGGAAUCGACCCCAGACACCAUUCUGUAAUCCAUGGUUGCAACUGUCUACUCCUGGUAAACUGUAUAAAAUGACCAAAUACCACCUAAUGUGGUUAUUUUUGGAAUAAAAAAAUAUCUGAGUUGGAAAAUCAACUCCAGACGCCAUUUUGAAGUUCAAGAUGGUUCCUUCAGGUUUCUACAAAAAUUUAUUCUACCAAAAUAAUGCUAAAGAAAAAACAUACUUUCUGAAAAAUAUACUAGAAGCGAAAAACCUAGCAAAAUUAUGAUAAAAAUCAUGAAAUAUGAGAUAUUUUAUAUCUUAAAAAAUACAAGUGCUAGGUAGUGAGGAACAGGCAUUUCAGCCCAAGCAAAGUAAAGCCUUGGAAGUACAGUCUGCUUCGGAACUCGAUCUUCUGUUUUUUAUACACAAACUUCGUGCACAGAAAAAUUGCGGCGCUAGCAACUACAAUCAUCAACAGUCUCCCCCGAGCCGAGACUCGAACAUACGACGACUAGCUUGUUAGGCCAACAUUGUACCUCAAGACCAAAAAAUGAGGCAAACAUUAGUUUUUAAAUUUUUUGGCAGAUCAAAGACGAUUUCGUUAAAAUGAGUUGCAUAGUGUUUUAAAAAAGGAGCUCAUAUUCAUCGAAUAACUUAAGAUAGUCAUGAGUUCGUUUAGAAAUAAAGUAAAAUCGAAUAAACAUGUGUAAAUUGAUGUUUUUCUUAUAUUUAUUUUUUUUAAACAUCGGGAAAAUUUAUGAAAUAUCACCGAGAAACCGGGAAAAAAGCGGGAAAUCGAAAAUUGAUUUUGAGUGGCCACCCCUGAUUUUGAGUGGCCACCCUGAAUACUGUGGUUGAUACUCUGUGUUGGGUGGACGUUGCACAUACUGAUCCAAACAAAACUAUUUUGGACUCAUCUGCCCACUAGGGUGGGACAAAAAAUAAAUGUUAGCUUCCAUGCACUUUUCGUGUUCCGAUGCUUGUAGAAACAGCUAUUCACCCCAAACUGAAUGAAUGUCUGACGGACGGCUCACCAUUGAAAUAUUCCAGCAACACUGCUACAGCAUGCUGUUAUUGCAAACUUGCUUAAGUAUGAGAAAUAAUUAGGCGUCGAAAUAAUUUUCAAAGCGUGAUUUUUGCUCAUAGUAUCUUCGGGGAAGCCUCCAAGAUAAAUUUAGGCGACAUCAUUUCUCAUCAUAAGGUUGAAUUUGCAACAGCAGCAUGCUGCAGCAGUAUUGCUAGUAAAAUUCAAUGGUGAGCCGUUCGUCAGAUAUUCAAUCAGUCUGGGGUGAAUAUCUUUUUUCACAAACAAGAUAGCUCCUUGCGGUCCUCAGAAGAGUUUUUCCCAGGAAAAUUUCCUAUAAAUAUCAUGUAUUGAUAUAUUUUCAGGAGCCAACUGGACAUCUCUAUAGAUAAAGUUUUGAAAAAGUGGUUUUUCCCAUAUAAAAUCGUAUGGAAGCUUUAAAAAUCGGGCGCAAAUCGGGCGUUUCACCGAUCGAUAUGAAAAGUUACACAGUUGUUAUAGGACCCAUAAGGAACUCGAAAAGUGCAUGGGAGCGAAAAAAUAACACCAUCGCUUUUUCCCAUAUAACCGUGUCCCAGUCUACUACCCACACAACACUACGCCAUAUUUAUUGUGGCCAAUCGAUAUGCAUUUUAGCACAUUUGAGGCGAUUCGUAACAUGACGUUUUGUCAACAAUGGCAGGGUAACGGGGUUAUUUUGGUCCUCUAUCAUACCAAUCAAUACAUCGUUCAAUAAUGCAAAUUAUUUGAGAAUAUCCUAGAAACAUACGAAAGUUUCUGCGGAGUACUAAAAACAGAUUUUGGACCACCAAGCCUAUAUUAUGACCACAUCUCUGUCACGAGCUUCAUCCCCAUACAUUUUGCUUGAAGCCGUUUUCUCUGGCUCUCUGGCUCGAUUAUGCAUUAAAGGGCUGUCAGUGCUUGCGAAACAGCCGAGUAAGCUCCGUCCAUGCGAGAUCAACUGUUGCUGCAAGUGGUGUGUAGGAAUGCAAAAAACGAAGAACGACUGUUUUGUUUUGGACGUUCCAUGGAUUUUGUGCAGAACAUAAAUAGUCAUGUUCAAACAUGUCAAUAUAGUUAGAAGCACUGCCCUACAUUCAAUAUAGUUAGAAGCACGAAAAAAAUCUGUGCAAUAAUCCAUGCGGCACAAAGAACGGAGCUUACACACCAAAUUUGACGGCUUGACGUAAAUUUUUUUGACAUGUAAAUUCUUUCGCUGGAUUCCAGCAAACAUUCAUUUACUGUUUUCUGUUCAGCAAACAGUUUUGCAGUUUUCGCAAUAUUAGGCAUCUUAAAAUGAAAAAAUCGUUCUGAUAGCGGUUUUGCAAACAAUUCAUUGAAUGUAUCAAAUAAAAUGCCUUAAAUAUUUCCUGGUAGGCCAAAAUACCCUCGGUGCCCUACCCUCCGAGGAUCAUGUUUCACAAAAUGUCAAAAAAAUCACAAUAACGAAAAUAUCUACCACGGAAAAAGGGAUUAUUGGCUUUCGUCAAUCGUCUGACUGACCAGUUCGUGACAUUUCAGCAAUCGUCCGAUCAAUUCUUUCAGAUGUGCACCGUUUUCGGUCUCGAGAUUCAAACUUUUCUGUCCGUUUUAAGGGGUUACUUAUCAUUUUAACGAAGCAUUUCAUUGUAUUAUAUACGUGUCUAUAGGUUUUAUCUUGAUUUAUAGGCAUUAUUCAUUGCAAUGUUAGCCACGACCCAUUUUCUGCAAUAAGAACAAAACAAACAUGUUUCCGAGCUCAGAUUUCACUCCUUUUAUACACUUACCGAUUAGAGAAAUAAAACAACUUGUCAAAAAUUGAGUUUGAUUAAUUUCCCAUGGGAGGUAAUUAGCUUAAUAGCAAAAAAUUCUACGCCCUUACGGACGGGCUUCCGGCUGUUAAUAUUCCUCAUGGCGGACGAAAACAUGCGUGUAGGCAUGCUUUUGAGUUCUUUCUUUUUUUUAUUUCUCAAUUUCUCAGUUUUCGCGUCAAAGUUGUUGGAGUGGAUCUAACGCUUCAGAUUUGCCCAGAAACUAGUGCCGAUGAGACGCAGCUGGAGGACGUUGAGCGAAGUCACCGACUUGGGUACCACAUCGAUAUUUAGCCGCCUCAUCUCCUCCAACGAGCGGUGGGCCGACGCCAGAUCCGGCCAGAACACCGCGUCUAUGGUAUUUCUUAAUAAAUGCUUCGUACUAUAAAUUUCCUCGAUCACGGCAUCUUCUUCUCGCUAAUUGUCAGCCACAGCAGCCUCUUCUUGGGGAACUUGAUGUGUGAAAUGAACUUCGCCGUGGAGCUUAACUCUAUCGUGGGGGAAGUAAAAGACGAAGUGCCCUGCCAGUCGUUGUCAUACAAGGCGAGAUAUGUCUCGUUGCCCAUAAGCGUCACGUCGACUUGAUCAUCUUAUUCAGCCGCAUCAUUGCCUACAGCUCCGAGACCAGUGGACGGGAUUGACGCUUCCUGACAUUUAUGUGCAUGUUCGUCAGGUACUUUUUCACUGUUUUGCACGGUUGCAGCAGCCUCUCGGCUAAGCGCACUCAGUGAUGUAACCACUUUUCCGUCGGUCUCCCUCUUAUUCUCUGGAACUUUUUGUCGCUCAGGGUCGUCGGGCGUCCGGAAAAGGGAUUACUUUCAAAGCUCAGUUUGUUGUCAAUAGUGCCAAGAUGUUGAUACCAGAACGGGCUUAUCCAUCUCGCAGCGGAAUACCGCCAUAACUUACUGUCCGCCAGUCCCUACUGCUGAUAUCGUGGAGUCAGCAUUGAAUGUGCCUGGUGCUUUUUAGUGCUGAGACUCGCGACACGUUUUCUAUGCGAGUACGGAGAGCGCCUUCCUCCAACUGCCGCAAUCUGCUGAUUCAGAUCCCAUGGUUGUAAGAACUUAUCAAGUUCAAAUUCAAAUGUUCCUUCUCACGGCGCCCUUUGGUUUGUUUGAUUUGGCCCAAAUAUUGCGAUUUGGCAAAGUUGCGUUAAUCAUGGAGGUAUUCAUUUUUCCACCUAGUCUAGAAUUACUCCAGUUGAUUCUGAACUCUUUUCCAACUCGUUUCCAGAUUCCCUCCUUCACCCACUCGCGUAGGGGUAGGGACUGGCAACGCAGUCAUUGACCUACGAAUCAAAAAAUGUCCGAGGGUUGAAGGUUGCGGUGAAUUUGGUUGAGUGUUCGAGUGCGUGGCUGUUAGCAAAUUAAAGUGCGUUCCUCUAGCGGCACCCGCAAACAACCGUUUUGCAGUUUUGAUGUUUGAUUCCCAGAGCAUACCAAAAUAAGGACUUCUGGGUGGUAUGAAUGAGAAUUUGAUCUCUUGUACCGCUAUGAACCCGAUAAGUUUAUCUUGGAAAAACUUGUUGUUGUAAACAAGAAUGUAUUCGGUGUUCCUCGAACCGACGUAAAUCUUACAAGUGCUGAAAUGAAUGCAUUGGACGAUAGAGUCUCCGCUACUUCUUUAUGGACCGCUUUUGUGGAUGCAAGCAUCUGCAGUCGGAUUCACAAAGAGGUAGCACCCUAAAUGGUUUACAGAGAUCCUGUGAUUGGACGCGGACGAUGGAUCUACUCUUGCCCACGGAAGUGCUCCCAUAUGAUGUUGCAAUCGCCUGGGCCUUGCACAAGCGGUGAGAAACAUUUUUCAGAGAGAUUUAGAUGCUCGAAUGGCUCUUCGUUAACGUCCUUACCACCUUUAAUUGCUUCUAGCUCAGCGGGAUAUGCACCUUGUUGCAUGAUACAAAUGAUCGAUUUUGCUCCUCCUUCUAAUUCUUUAGCAGUGGUCGGUCCAGAUUUGUGCUCCGUUGUUAUGCCUUUCGCUCUCAACCUUCUCGAUUUAGCUUUCAACUUGCUAAGAAUUCUGUUGAUUACGCAAAGUUGUUGUGAAAGAGGCGUGAUACUUGUAUUGUGUUACGAGAUCCUUCAUUGGUUCGGCAUUGACCAUGGUUACGUUAUGGAAUAUGGUCAAGGAUGGAAAAAAUCACUCACUCGGAGAAUCACUUCUGAUUUUUUAUCGCAUGAAAUCGUUUUGUUAAUUUUCAUUUAUCAAAAAUGAUACGGCUGCUUAGUUACAAAAAUGAAAAAGAAUCCUUACUGAUAAUUUCAGGAGAAUCAAUACUGAGAAUUUUCGUUUCCUGAAGACGAAAAUCCUCUCACCGAUUUUUUUCCAGUCCAAUAGUUUUAAGCUGCAAUUUUGGCAAUAAAUUCAACAUUGAAUCAACGACAUAAAAUGAUGCCAUACUCUACAGAUUUGUUUCACAAUGAUAUAAAAUUGGACUCAUGAAGUAUAAAAUAUAGAAAGUAUCAAACUAGUCUAUCGAUAAAUCUCUAAUGUAUUUCUUGGUUGAAACCUCCAAACUUUAAGGCAAUUCAAAUCUCAAUCUUGCAUGUACUUCAUGUAGGGUAGCGAAUGGCUUCGUCAGUGGUUUCCUUCGGCAGGUUUUCUACAGCGAUCUUAUGUAGGAACUUGCCGAAGAAAACCACUGCCGACGCUGUUCACCAUCCAAUAUUAUAUGAAAGCUUGCAUGUAAUAUACUUGAAUACAUGCUUCCUGGAAAUCAGUUUGAUUCUGUUUGUCUAUUUCUAGAAGACAACACCCCCUAGAACAUCAAGCUUUCCUUCUUGAUUAUUUCAAAAAAAGAAAAUUAUCUUAUCGGUUUGCGCGUGUACCUAGUACCUACACGUGUGAAAAAAAAAUCGAAAGCGCGAAACGAAACAAACAAAUCAAAGUAAUCGCGAGUGAAAAUUUUCCACCACAUAUCCUUUUGAAAGUAUCGAAAGCGAUAGAGAAUCAGUUUGGAUUACUGAUUAAUUAUCACUUGAACUAUUCUUCCCAUCCUUGAAUAUGGUUUACAAAUUCAUGGGUUCAAAACAUCAUUAUACUUCUUUGAUAUCUGUAUAUCUCAUACGUUUCGCUUCACUCAAUUGAUUAGGUUUUGUACUCCUUGGUGUACUCGCUGGCAGCUCUGAUCCAGAUUCGAUGAAAAUAUUUGUCAUCUUUGACAUCCUGCUUUUUUACGGAAUAGGUUCCCUUUACAAGAGCCCAACAUCCUUCGAUUGGACGCAGCUGUGGACAGUUGGUGGGAAUGGCGGUUUUUGGUACAAUUUAACAUUGUUGGCUUUGUACCAACCUAUCACGGUAGAUAUUAGCAUAGCGACAUGUUACCAAAUUCGAUCAAAAGAAAGGAUUAACAUCAUGGUUCUUCAAGAAAGGUAGCUAUCGUUUUCAUAGAUACUUAUGUUGGUAAAUUUUCUGAUUUUUAGUGCCUGUGAUGAUGAAAGAUGAGUGCUUUCUACCAUUGGUAAAAUCUGCCUUCCAAACAAGAUAUUUCUUGCGGAAUUUAGCCAUCUCUUUUUUGUUCUGAAAUAGGGUAAAUCAUGUGUUUUGGACAGGCUAAGGAGUCAUUCAGAUCAAAUUGUAAAUAUCUCUAUCAAAUAAACAUAAAAAUGGUAUCUGAAAGCAUGCAAACAAUACCACAAGUAUCAUUAAUCAAAUGAGCAUGACACCCACAAUAUUAUCAGGAGAUGUUUCUAAUAGAACAUAAUUUUCGAAAGGAAUUUUAAAUAUAUUUUGGACAGGCAAAAUAUAUUGUGGACAUUGUCCAAAAUAUAUUUUGGACACCUGAGAUAUUCUUGCACAUAUUUCGAACAUCUGAUAUUUUUUCUAUAUUUUAACGCAUUUAAUGAAAUGUUUUUUACCCUUGAAAGUAGGGAACCAUUGAUAUACAACGUGGACAAGAUUUGAAUCAUUCAAGACCAAUACCAAUCACACCCGCCUCCUCAACUGUAACCUACCACGCACGAGUGCAUACUUAUAUAUAAACUCUGUAAAUGUCGUUUGGAUUAUUUUUUUACCAAACGCUUUUUUGUAUACUGACCACCAGUUGAUGUGGUGUCUACGUGGUACCUAUUAAAAAGCGAUUCAGUUUUCAAUUUAAAAAAACAUGCAGCGGCGUAGUGAGGAGAGUGAUAUAAGGGUUCGAAAUACUCACAGAGCCUCAAAAUGUGAGUAGUUUUCUUUGCGUAAUCCUCUUUGAGAUCAUAUAACACCAAGGUAACUUCAAUCUGAUAAAAACGGUAAACAAUGAGUUGUCAAAAUGAACAAAGCGCUUGUCUGGCAAUGUGAAAUUUGCCGCUCUUUUUUUUUUGUUUCACAGAUCAAAAUGAUGUCCAAAAUAUAUUUCUUUUCGUUUUUCAUUUCAUUUUGGACAGUACAAAUUUAAGUGUUUUGAAUGAUUUUCUAAGAGUAGUAAGUAAACAAAAAUGUGUGUAAUAGAAGUGCGAUAAGGCAACUAGUUUGACGGUGUUUCUGUUUUAUUCAGAUUUAUUGCUUCUUGAAAUACAGUCGGUUUUCCUCUGUUCCUCUUGAUUUUGAUUGAAAAAUGGAAGUCUUGAGUCAACAAAUUUUAAAUAAUGAUUUUUUCUGUAAUUCUGAAACAUUUUGUCUAUAUUACCAUACAGCCUUGAAAAGGACAGUUCAGAUAUUGGUUUAGAAUACUGGUGUGGAGAUUAUAUGCUUUAAUUACGCAAUAAAAGCUGAUAAUUUACCCAGCCCGUCCAAAAUAUAUGCAUGUCCAAAAUAUAUUAUCUACCCUACACUUCGGUAUAAUUUUUGGACAUUGCAGUGUAAUAAGCCAAUCCUGAAAGUUGUUUGAAGUCUUCCACGAUGUAAAUUUUAUCGUCCAUUACGACGCAUGAAAAUUUUGUCAAAAAUCGCGAGCACGUGUAUUUUUCGUCAAAUUCUGCUUAUCGUCACGGUUAAGGAUUUUAAGACUCUGUAAAACUUCGAGAUCGGAAUGCUUCCUUGAUUUCUGAACGAAUGCUGGUGACAUUCUUACUUUUCGAGCCACAGUCUUGAUAGACAGUUUCGACUUUCUCUCCAAAAUCUUCACUUUUCUGUUCAUAGGAAAAUCCGCACGAGCAAUGGAAAGUGGAAUGUGGAGCUGGCAGGCACGCAUCAUAUACAUAUUGAUUCAUAUAAAACCUCUAAUACCUCCCCCUCGAAGAAGUCAAAUGGGUUAGGAUUCUUCACUAGAGACGGAAUUGGCAAACAACAUGGCUGAUCUCCGUACAACUUGGAUGCAUUAGCAGAUGAUCUUUGAAACUUUUUCGAUGUUGGAAUACUCACAAAGGAGUAAAAACCUCGCGGUAAUGACGGUAUGCCUCCUCAAACCAUAUGUUUUGACAUUAUAUUUUGUCUCCUUAUCGGAACAGUCUUCCGACCCUAAUUUGUUCUUUAUGUUACUAUGGUUACGAUCGGGCUUCACCGGCGGAUUUAAACACUUCAUUCUUUUUGAUUUCUGCAGGCUUCGUUGUGUCGCAUAGUGGCGUUCCUUAUUUCAGGAAAAAGACAAGACGCCGGGUAACUCCGAACUACUUCACAAUUGUGAAAAUGUCACGCGGUUUGAGAUUUAGCAAGUGUAAUUUUACUAGGGUGAGGGACUAGUUCGUCAGGGUUUUUCUUCGUCCUAAUUUUUGCUUCAUUCUAAUGAGAAAUAUUUGACGAAGAAAACCCCUGCCGAAGUAGUCUUACACCCUACUAGCUUUUGUAUCGUUUCGCACCGCUUACUGCGACGGAACGUAAACAAAUGAGGUCAAAUAUUUAUCACAGCAAGGGAUUGUCAAAAGGCACACGUAGCUGACAAUUAACUGUAAAAAUUCUCCUGUAGAUGCGAAACAUAACUAAAAAAAUGAUGAUACUUAUUCUAUGGAACACUGUUAAAUCGAAAGUCAUAAAAACCAUAUAAGUUUAUACCAGAUAAUCCACAUGUUUACGGUUAUUUCCAAGAUCAAAAAAACAUCUCGAAUAAGUGUUGACAAUCUGACUGAUACAUCAAACGCUAAGAAAGAAUGACACAUUAACGACUCAGCACUUCGGAAUGAAUUCCUCGUGUAUAAUGCUUUUAGAAUCAUAAAAACAGAUCAUCGUUAUUUUCAUUUUCGAUUUCUGCGAACGAUAACUUAUGGUUUGUUGGAGUACUCUACUCUUUCGGUUAGCUCGAAUACUGGAUGAUUAAAAAAAAAACAGACGGCUAACUAUGCAUAUUGUUAUUGUCCACAAAAAAAAUAUUUAUUUAUUAUUUAUCUAAAAGUAACCUUACAACCGGAGACAGUAAAAAAAAUUAUUGUACUUCCAUCGAGCACCCGAGUGGCUCUAUGAUUUUAAUGAGAAUUACUUCUGGAAUGAGUUUCGCUCGCGGUACUAAUCUGCGAUCCCCCCCCUAUGGUGCCGCAGGAAGCUCUCACUUAUGAUCUGUUUUCCUGCGCUCGGUACUGUACACAAACAGAUAUCCCACAUGCAUGGAUUGUCCAUUAACAGUUAAUUGGCGUUUCACUUCGCGUUAAUCCGAAAUCUAUCUCGAAUGAACCGGGAAAGGGGGUUUGUACAAAAAGCGCGCUCACUAGAGUGAAAGGAAAAGGCAACAGUGGUUUCGAAACCACUACCACAACCGGCCGUACGUCUUCAGUGCAACACUUAAUUUCUAUAUGUGCCAUGGAACGCAAAAAAAAGAAAUCCGAAAAGAAACUCGGUUAGAGGGAAUAACUAAACCACGACUUGGUAGGAAAUGCGAUACGAAACCGCAUGUUGGAAGGUAAUUGUAUAAUAAUUUACUAGUUUUUUUUCAGUUCUGAAAACCGAUCGAUUCCAAAACGGAAAGAGAGCUUCAAGGUUAGAAGUUUAAUUCACUAAAAUCCAACAAAAAAUAAUAAUCAAAACCCAACAUUGUUAUAGUUAGUAGGAAAGCAAACAAGAAGAAUAUUUCAUUACGACAACAACAACAAAAAACAAACUAGUCUCAUUGAUUGUAAAUACUUCAAUUCAUAUAGUUACAAGGUAGACAACCUAAAUUAUUAUCAGAUUACGUCGAAAAAAAAAAUUAGGCAAAAGUUUAGCUGAUCAAGGCAUAAUAAAUUAAGGCAAAUAAAACUGCGAAUCAAAUUUUAGGACAAAACUACAACAGAGAGAGAGAGAGAGAGAGAGAGAGAGAGAGAGAAAUUACUUAGGGUGCAUCUGUCACACGUACUAUACUGCAAGAUUGAUGAGACCAAAAAUUCUUUACAAGUUUCUUCACUUUCCCGCAAAUCCAAUUGUACAUAGGAAAAGAACUGUUUUUAAUUUCAACCUUAAUUUAUUAUUGUUUCAUGUUUUAUAGUUUAACUGUUACUGUUCGUGGUGGUAUUUAAUGAAUAAAAAGAAGCAUAAGAAGGUUCUCCCCGCCUCCCAAAAUGCAAUACAACUAGCAAUAAAUCUGCAAUAGUGGGAGCUGAAAUCUAUCUGCUUUGUUCGGGCAGAUUCCGCGCAAAAAAAGGUUUAAAAAAGUUUACUGUUUUUUUUUCUAUAGCGAGUAUUCACAUAAUUGCAACACCACUGGAAUUCGAUUUCCGCUAGCUGCCGGUGGGACAUUUCAGUACGGUGACACGUUUCGUUCCACCUGUGGAUUGAUUGUACAACACAGCAACGAAACCUUCGCCGACGAAAUUGUUCUACUAAAAAUGCGGCCGACAAAGAGUAAGAGAGAGGAAAUUAAAUUCUUCACAUGUAUAACUCAGUACUGUACAACCCACAGGCGUGCGGCGUAGCAAAACUCGCAUGGAAUACAACUUUUAUUUGUUUUUCGUAACACAGAGCUCGGAAUAAUAUUGGAGAAUUGAUAAUCCGCACCACAUUCGAACGCGUUCGUAAUUAUAACGCAAUAACAGAACAUGAUUAAAACAUACACACAACAAAAAAAAAAGAAAAGAUGUCGAAAAUGUUUUUAGUGAAAUUGAUUGUAGUUAAUGGGAAUUUUUUGAUAAGAAAAUAACAAAACUAGACUUAGAGCAAAAUAACAGAAAAUAAUGAAAACUUCUUUUUUUUUAAUUUUUGACGAACUGUGAUGUAAAAACAUAUUUAUUUAUAUUAAAAAAACGUACACUAUAUAUUCUAAUCCAUCAAAGAAAAACAUACAAUAAAUGGACAUGAAGAAAAAUAGGAAUUACACUGUGUAAACCUAUGUACUAUUAGACGUAAUUGUAUAUCAUGUAUAACCUACGAAACCUGAUGUAAAUAUUCUCUUUAACGGAAAAAAUAUAUUAUGUUAGUAACAAGCAUUGUAAUAAUUUGUGUACAGCAUGUUUUUAAUUUUACUGAAUCCAAGUUAUGUGGCAAAAUGGGGGAAAACGAACGAAUGAAGAAGCAGCAUUUUGUUUUGCGUUUUUCGUUUUCACAUUACCGAAGGAGAGACAAUAGGCAGGCUUCCUUUCAACCGAAACAGUUGAGUCCUCACUACUAAAACUAAAAAAAAUGAAUAUGGAAACCGGAAGGAAACACGAUUGACUAUGCGAAACGAUAUCUAUGCGCGCAAUGUUUUAUGUUAUUUAAUCUAGGCUGAUAGAAGCAGCAGUAACACGAUAGGAAUAACAACCACAACUACAUUAAUGUCCCUGAACCACUGAAAUAGCUGAAAUAUUUUAAAAGAAAAUAUUAUAUGUUCAUCGUACAUACAAGAUACGCAACUGAAUGUGUAUAGAUUGAACGCUAAGAGAACACAUUUUAGGAUCGUAAAACCACGCUGUUUUCACUGAAUUUGACUAAAUGUGCUAGUAUUGGAGUCGUCAUACCUUUCAGAGCAGCAGCAGUCAUUUAAUGGCAGUGUUGAAAGCUAUCAGCCCGAGAGAGUACUUUUGCAAUAGUUAUGAACUAGAAAAAAAAAACAAUUAUCUCUAAUACAAUGUGUAAAAUGAAGGUACGAAGCGAAACCAUGCCCUAUUCCUUCUCUCAUCUAUGCAUCGUGGCAUACAACAGUCCAGCAAACUAUAAUCAAAGUAUGAAAGAAAAAAAAAACUAAGCGAUUGACUGCAGAGCAGUGCCAGCUGGAAUCGGAAUGUAAGAACUCAUACAAUAAUGACAUUGAAAAGAAAAAGCUACUGAAAAUUACUUGCAAACGAGGAAAUGCAAAACCAAUAAUUAUAGUACUACCGUAACAGCAAAAUCUCUACCCCUAGUGGACUAAAGAAAAAAAAUAAGCUGAAAACUAUAUCAUGAAGUGGGACAGCAUCGUAAACAAAAUAUUUAAAAAUAAAAAGGUAAACAAAAUAUAGUUCUUUCAGAUAAAAUUUA